AUGUCGAUCGUCGGUCAGAAUCUAAUCGAGGGCCUUCAAGAUCUCGCCAUCCAAGAUCAGAAUGAAACGAAGGCCAAUUGUACAGAACCUGUCAAGGAGAUUAACCAAGUUGAAUGCGAAACCAACAGUAAUCACCAUGGAAUUUGCGCGAUAUGUCGGAAUAAGAUAGUUCUCCAAGAGACUGCUCUCGUAAAAGGUUGCGAGCAUGCCUACUGUGUGAAUUGCAUUUUGAAAUGGGCCUCGUAUAAAAGUGAUGCCACAUGCCCUCAGUGUAAAAGUCCAUUUGAGUUCUUGAAUAUUCAUCGUGCGCUUGAUGGAAGCAUUCAGGACUACAUGUUUGAGGAGAGUGUCCACCUUCUCCUAAGGGCCUCAUGGUUUAAAAAGCCCUCAAUUGUAGUCGAGCAAGAGUUGGUGUAUGAAGAAACCGAAGAAUAUUAUUAUGAGGAAGAAGACGAAGAGGGAGAAGAAGAUAUAGACGAGGUUUAUUUGGAUAGGUCCGGGGGCCUUUCCCUCGGGAACAGGAGAUGGGAUGACAACGGGUAUGUUCGGGCUGGGAGGCAGGAAGCACGGCCCGCUCACCGCCAGGAAACUACUGCAGGCACGUCUCGCGGGCCCAAGAAGAAAGAGGGUGCAUCUAAAGAAGCAGCAGUUGGCCGACGUGCGAAACGGGCUUUGAAGCGCGAGGCGGCUGACAAGGCAAAACAGGAGGAACAUCUGCCUGGUUUGGGCCGUGUAGAUCUUCAUUGA
Messenger RNA from Striga hermonthica, 747 nucleotides. The record is from the annotation of a GenBank genome assembly. Lineage: Eukaryota; Viridiplantae; Streptophyta; Magnoliopsida; Lamiales; Orobanchaceae.